Messenger RNA from Sphaeroforma arctica JP610, 608 nucleotides. RefSeq lists its product as hypothetical. The transcript is spliced from 2 exons. The coding region runs from base 216 to 608 and encodes 130 amino acids. NCBI's taxonomy places the organism in Eukaryota, Ichthyosporea, Ichthyophonida. Gene Ontology annotation, biological process: cellular response to oxidative stress. Gene Ontology annotation, cellular component: cytoplasm. The record is from RefSeq and is a predicted model, not a curated record. Gene Ontology annotation, molecular function: glutathione disulfide oxidoreductase activity.
CGAGAUGUAUACUUCACAUCUGUACUUCUACCUUUUUAACAGGUUUUGGAUAGCUGUUUAUGUAUCUAUUUAGAUAAAAAUAUUGAUUAUGUUAAUCGAUCGCACCUUUCGUCUUUGUAACCUGAGUUAAUAUAUAUGUACAUAUAUAUAUUGAAUUUAUAAAUAUAUACAUAUCAUAUUUUUAUAUUUAUGUGUGUACAUCUAUAUUUGUAUGGAUGUAUAUCCAUAUAUUGAAUAUAUUUCAGAUUAAUUGCCAGAGCAGUGCAUAUAUUGAAUAUAUCAUGUGGUUGCGUGUGGGGCCCGCAGCGGGUUCCUUUCCCGGAGUUUCGAAAUUCAUUCAAACUUGGGCAAUGUUGCAGUCUUUGCUUGCCACCGCGAUAGCAAAUAUGUAUGCAUGUUCAUCCCAUCCCCGUCUAUGGGUGUACGCCAAUGGUAGUGCUCUACCUUUCUGCGCUGAUGAUGACGGCGGUGCCCUGCAAGCUGCUCUUCAGGAGAUCUCAGGACAGCGUACUGUUCCCAAUGUGUUCGUUAAGAGCACACACAUCGGUGGAAACGACGACCUCCAGGCUGCCGUCAGGAGCGGUUCUUUCCAGAAGAUGUUGAAGUAA